AUGUCCCAAGACAUGUUUAAUCAAGGGUUCGGAGCCCUGGCACCGCCAAAUCCACGCAGAUUGCCUUUUGAUUUCAAUGACAACGACUCUUCGCUAUCCCUCCCUCCUCCGCCACCCCCUGCUAGAGGCCACCAACGAUCUAGAACCAGCACGGACCUCCCUCCACUAUUUACCCGUACUCAGUCUUCCUCCCCAACGAGAUCCUCUGCAUUUUCCUUCCUGCGCCCUCAGAGCACCCGCUCUUUGUCUCCGGAAAGACUCAGGGCUGCGGAGCUGGGUGAGGACCCUGGUCCAACAGAGUCGCCCACAAAGAGAAAAUCGGGUGGAUUGGCGAGCUGGUUCGAAGGGUCUUCGGAUCCUGUCAAUAUAAGUCUGGUGCCUUCCCCUCGCAAGGAAAAGCUGGAUCCGCUCUAUGAGGCCUCCGCUACCGAGGAAGGUUUCUCCAUGAGUCCAGAUUCCGUGGACGAUAACUUAACACGACGAAUCCCAAAAAGGCCCACUCUAACAGGCCCAGCUGUUUCAACCAUGUCCAAAUUCAACAACAUGUUCAGGAGGAGUACAAUAACACAAGCCGCUCCGGAGGAUCCAGAUGAGUUGGCGCAGCUUGACAUUGACGAGGCUCUUUUCCCGCACGGACACCCCGAUGAAUUUUCUCCUGCGGCCUUCAAAAACCUCCAGCUAAAUGCUGAAGGGACAAUCCGCCGCUUUCAACAGGCGUACAAAGAACAGCGCCAGUCUCUCCGAUCAGCCACAUCCACCAAGAACGUUCAGGCAGAUGAACUCGAGGCUGCCCAGACAAGAAAUGAGCAUUUAAAAUUACAAUUGCAAGAGAUGGCAGAACGAGCAGCAGAGCAGGAGAAGCUAAUUGCGGAUCUGAGGGCGCAGCUAUCAGCACAAUUAUCUCUCGAAUCCCAGCAUCAAAGUGUUCGUAUGGUGCCCCAGGAUAUUGAUCCCCAACCUCGUCCAAAAUACCGCCGCAAUCGUUCGUCCGACGUUUCAACAUCCGGGGAAUCAGAAGCUGGAUCUGAAGUGAGUUCGGUGGUCAGCAUCUUUUCAGAGGCAUUGUCAGCGGCACCUUCUCAGGCUACGUCGAUCGGAAGCCCUGUCAUGAAGUCCGCAAGCUUGCCUAGAGAUGACUGCCCAAGGUGUCAUGGAUUACGAUCCUCGGAUGCAUGGGACGUGGUUGGCAUGAUGAAGAUGGAGUCAGCAGCUCUCAAACACCGCAUUGCCGAAUUGGAAAGUGCACAGGACGACGCGCUGGAUUUCCUCAGCGGGCUGAGGUUGACCUCGUGA
Molecule: messenger RNA, 1293 nt
Organism: Fonsecaea multimorphosa CBS 102226
Lineage: Eukaryota; Fungi; Ascomycota; Eurotiomycetes; Chaetothyriales; Herpotrichiellaceae
Exons: 1
Coding region: 1-1293 (430 amino acids)
Source: RefSeq, a predicted model, not a curated record